AUGUGCCGCUCCUCUCUCGCUCUCUACACCUGGUGCCACUGCCAAGAAGCCCUGCUCACCGAACCCUGCCACUCAGGCCGCAUCUCACCGAGCGGGAGCUGCGACUCUGUGGCCGCCAGCGAAACAGUGCGACUGCACUGUUACUGCCGGUACCACGCCGAAAAGGGGUUUCUGAGCGCCCAUAAAGAGAAUAAAAAGGUGAAAAAGGCAGAAAAAAAGGAAAAGAGGCGCUCGAUGGGUGCUGCCAGUACGGCGAGCAGUGUCGAGAGCUUUGCGUCUGAUAGCAGUAGUACUUCUUCCACGAGUAAACCGUGCAUGGCAGACCCCCCUUACAAUAUGUCCUCCGAUCUGGCCGACGACUUUCAUCGCCUGGCGAUAGCUGCACCACGCUCAAUCAGCCCUCUUCCCCCUCCCUCGCCAACGCCAGAGCGCCGCUCGCCCAGCCGUGUCUCUGAGCGCAUACGCAAUGCCUCAACUCCCGUCUCCAAGACGCCUGCGCUGCGCAAAACACACAGCACUGUGUCCCUGCGAAAAACACCCAGUACCGCCUCCUUGCGCGACGAACGGCGCCUGUCGACUCCUGGCCUACAGAAACGAGCAUCCACGACAUCUCUCCGAUCGGCGAGUAUGAGUCGCGAUGCCCAUCCCAGCUUGUCGCGGCGCUCCUCCCACAAUCUGCUCGGAGCCAUGUACUCGCCGCUCGAAACACCGCUCGAGGCCGCGCCCACCGCGUCCUCCAUUGCCACCGACCAUUUCCAGUCCGAGCUGCGCCUGCAUGAAACCGUGGACCUGCAAUCCAAAACUGUCGUGAUCAUCCAAGACGCCUGCUACGGCCAUCGCUACUCGCGCCCCUACACUAGCAGAGACGGCCUCGCAACGAUUGUCGAGCGUCCAGAGCGGCUCCGUGCGAGUGUCCUCGGGGUGUCUACCGCGUAUAUCCGGGUUGGGAAAAGACAUGCGGGCUCGUUGUUUGCGCCUCGUCCUGAUCUCGACCUUAAUAUCCUCCCGCCACCGCCUUUCCAGAUUCGCAAGUCCAGCAGGGCUGUGCCAUUGAACUCGGCUGCAGUUACCUACGUUCAUGGCGACAAGUGGAUGGGCGAUUUGAAGAGUAUGUGUGAUGCCGCGGAAUCGCGCUUGGAAUUGAAUGGAAGAGAGAUCGUGCGACCCCGGAGCGCAGGGCGGAAAGACAACGGCGAGAAACCCCUCCAUGACGGGGAUCUGUAUCUCUGCCCAGAGUCUCUGGACGCUUUUCAAGGCGCUCUAGGGGGUGUGUGCGAUGCAGUUGAUACUGUGCUGACCCAAGGCGCAACAAAACGAGCAUUUGUUUGUGUUCGACCGCCUGGACACCAUUGCGCCUCUGUCGACCCGUCCGGAUUCUGCUGGCUCAAUAACGUGCAUGUCGGGAUCGCGCAUGCUGCCAUGACCCAUGGCUUGACGCAUGCGGCGAUUAUCGAUUUCGAUCUUCAUCAUGGCGAUGGUUCUCAGGAAAUUGUCUAUAAGCAGAAUGAACAAGCGUGGAAUCUGCACCAGCGAGGCGGCGCAACGGCUAGAAAUGCUGCUCCGUGCAAGAAGACGGCUAUUGGGUAUUAUAGUCUGCAUGAUAUCAACUCUUUCCCCUGCGAGAACGGCGAGGCUGACAAGAUCGUUAAUGCGAGCGUCUGUAUUGACAAUGCUCAUGGACAAUCGAUCUGGAAUGUGCAUCUCGAGCCGUGGAAAACGCACGACGAGUUUUGGAAACUCUAUCACAACAAAUACGCCAUUCUGCUGGAUAAAGCGCGCAAUUUUCUGCGCUUCCAUACGCAGCGACUGGAAGCAACUGAGGGUACCCCCAAAGCUGCGAUCUUUGUCUCGGCGGGCUUCGAUGCUAGUGAAUUCGAAGGCGCCGGCAUGCAGAGACACAAGGUCAAUGUGCCCACUGACUUUUAUGCCCGCUUCACCGCAGACAUCGUGCGACUCGCCGAAGAAGAAGGCCUGGGGACUGACGGCCGGAUCAUCAGUGUUCUGGAAGGCGGCUACAGCAACCGCGCACUGUCCAGCGGCGUUCUGAGCCAUCUCUCUGCUCUUGCAGAUAACAACAUAUCCACCACUACACCGCAAAGCCGCCUAGCAUUGGAAAUGAGCGGACGUCUGGGAUUGGGCAGCGGAUUAGGUAGCGGAUUGGGCAGUGGAUUUGGCAAUGGAUUGGGCAAUGGCGAUGCUGAGUUCAAGUCUGUUCCGGCCUUCGAGACCGACUGGUGGGCUACGAAUCUGCUCGAAGAACUGGAAACCCUAGCAUUUCCUCCACCGCCGCCUAUUAAAAAACCCCAGAAGUCAGCUCCAACCUACUUCUCGCCCACCCAGGCGUCGACUGCCAAGGUGGUGAAAGAGCGCAAGCUGUCGGCCACAUCCACAACCGACGGACAUUCAUCUGAACCACUACCUGAGGUCGACUGGGCUACGUCGGCAUAUGAACUGUGGAAAUGCCUUCUCCCGAAUGAUCGCGAGACGACGAGUUUCCAAUUCGAAGAUCUCAAAGCAAGAGCCGCUCUAGCCAAGAAGAAGAAAACCUCCCCACCUACUCCUACCACGCCGUCUGGAGCGCGCAUGCAGCUUCGCGCGCGAGCAACCAAAACAACUUCUCCCGAAACGCCCUCUGGAGAUAAAGCCUCAAUCUCAACUCCACGCCGCGUGAGCUCGCGCAGCACCAGCAGCCACAACAACAACAGUCGUCGAACCACCAUCGGCACAGCAAGCGACUUAUCCGAGCCUCCCAAAUCAUCCUCGUCCUCAUCCACCAGAGAUGCACGAAGAAGGCAAAGCGCCACUGGCACAGUCUUGGAUGCCGCAGCAGGAGGCAGCAAAACGCAAUCGCAACCACAAACGCAAACACCCACGCGAGCUAGUUCCAGUUCUCAACCUCCGAGCCAGAGCCCUGCUAGCGCUGUCGCUGGCAGGAAGAUGCGAGUAUCAGCCGGGUCCCGAACUUCGACGCCGAAACGCGCCGUUAAUGCAGAGAGAGUUCCGCCGUUGCCAAAGGUGCCGUCUCUAUAUAUGAAUACGGACACGAACAUGAACACAUCUAGCAAGUCCUCGCAAGGGCAAGGCGUGGCGGAUUCGUCGAGUGGUGAUGUGGAUACAGUAGACGAUGUUUCAGCUGGCGUGAAGAAGUUGAGUAUCAAACUAAAAGUCCCGUCGCCAGAGGAGAAUUCCCGGCGGGAAAAGAAGGCCCCGAGCGGUCCCGAGCAGAAAAAGAAACUAGCUACAAGUAAAAAGACUGAACUGGCAAAACCGUCUUUUGCAAAAAUAAACCGCGGCGUUGCCAUCGCCCCGAAGACUGCAGCAGAGAAGACUCAACCCCAACCACAACCCCAAUUUCAAUCUCAAUCUCAAUCUCAAUCUCAACUUCCUACGAAACCCCGGAAUGAAAGCGAAUACGAAAUCCCCAUCAAAAUCGACAUCCCCUCGGAGCCCGUCCACUUGCAGACCAGUGUCCCUGAUCAUAGCAAGAGCAAUGGCAGUGGACUCGGCUCCUAUCAAGGCUUCUCUACUGCGCCGACCACCCAGUCCUCGCAUUUCCAGCUGCCCAUGUCCCCCGUCUCCCCGCUCGGGUUUCCAUCUCCUGCACCUCCUGAGAUGGUUUCUGCUCAGUCGACGCGCGACAAUCUGCCGGUUUUUACCUCGACGAGCGCGAUUCCGUUUGCGCCGGUGCCUGUGAAUGUUUCUGAGAGGCAGGGUUACCACCAGCCAGGUUAUCAGCAGGGCCCUUUUCUACAGCAGGCGGGCGUGUAUAACCCUGCGCUUCAGAACCCACCUCAACCACAACCACAACCACAAAAUCAAAAUCAAAAUCAAAAUCACGAGGCUGCUGAAUGA
Talaromyces proteolyticus is the source of this 3852-nucleotide messenger RNA. RefSeq lists its product as uncharacterized. Bases 1 to 3852 code for a protein of 1283 amino acids. The record is from RefSeq and is a predicted model, not a curated record. The transcript has 2 exons. NCBI's taxonomy places the organism in Eukaryota, Fungi, Ascomycota, Eurotiomycetes, Eurotiales, Trichocomaceae. Gene Ontology annotation, cellular component: nucleus. Gene Ontology annotation, molecular function: histone deacetylase activity.